Molecule: messenger RNA, 1860 nt
Organism: Dentiscutata heterogama
Lineage: Eukaryota; Fungi; Glomeromycota; Glomeromycetes; Diversisporales; Gigasporaceae
Source: the annotation of a GenBank genome assembly
UACUUUAAUUGCAAUUUUAAUUGGACGAUUAUCUUAUGUAACCUCGUCAAUAUGUCAUUUCUAUGCCUACGACCCUUUGUGCGGGAUACGAACUCAUUUAGAUUCUUUUGAGCAAGAAUCCAAGUGGAAUAUUUUAGGAUUCUUAGAUGAGUGUGUUCUAGAACCUCUUGAACGGAAAAUAGAGUGCUAUAUUAAGUGUCUCGAAACAAUUGCCGAUACUGAAGAAGGCCAAAGACGUGAACAAGCAAAACAACUAUUGCAUAGAUAUAGAUCGGGAUCACGACCUGAUUAUCAAAUAGCCAAAAAUUGGGACAAUGAUCGUAAUUCCUCGAUCAACCUUUAUCAACCAAUAUUUAAUAAUUCUCUGGGUGUUGCAAAUAUCAGAGGUGGAACUGUUAUUAUUGGAUCAAAAGGAAAAGAUGCAUCGUCUUCGGAUGGUAAACGUGCUUUUGAUAGCACUUUAGAUUCGGAUUUAAUUUCUUCUGUGGAGGUCAAGAAGAUCAAAUCAACGGAAGAAAGUGACGAACAAAAUAAUGGGAUUGUGGAGGAAGAAAGUCAGAAAGCAAAAAAUUAUGAUGAAAAAAUUUUAUCAGCUGAUGAAUCGGAUUUGGAAUAUCCAAGAGAACAGAUGAACGACGAAGAUGAAGAAAAUUCUUUAGAUGACAAUUCUGAUGAAGAAGAUACGGUUGAACUUGCAGAUAUAUCAUUUAAUUCAUUUGUUGGUUCAUCAAAAACCGAUAACAAAAAUUACAAAUGGAAAUUAAAGAAUGGUGAAAACGUAAGAAGUCGGCUCAUAGUUAUGACAAAAAAGGCAAUCGAAGAAGCGAAACAAGCCGAAAAAGUUGACACGAAAAUAUUGAGUGUUAUAAGGUUGGGACUAUCUUCCAUAAUAGAUCUUUCGUCUGAGUUCAAAGGAGGCAUGUACACCUGGUUCGGGGACAAUUGGAUACCAUUAAAGAAAAAAGUAUUAUCAAUAAUUGACUUGAAAGUUGAAAGAUUCACAGGAGAAGUAUUAGAAUUAAUUACAAAAGUAGAAAAUCUUUGUGGUUCAUACGAUUAUUUGGGGGCACGAAAAAUUGUAUUAGAAAAAAUAAUGGAACGACCUAUUGAUAGUCAAAUGAGACAAGUAGCAAAAAUAUAUUUCAAUAUCAUUGAUUUAUUUUUAGAAAAUCCCUAUAUUUUCAUCAAAAAAGAUGGCCGGCCUCAAAACCAUACUGAAAUUCAAUAUGCGAUGAUUUUAACAGGCUCUAUUUUAGACAUCAUAUUCUCAGAUCAACGAGAUUAUGUUAGACUGAUAUGGGGAGAAAUAGUUUCGCAAGUCACGAAUGAUUCAAGAAGAAAGAUUGACCUUUGUAUAAAAACUGAAGAUGGCACGAAAGAGCUGAGCCAUUCCGAAUGCGCUCGGGAAGCUACACUUGUAAAAAUUAUAAAAGAUCGAAGUAAAUCUCUGAGAACAAAUAAAUGCAUACUUGACAAAUAUCUCGAGAGCAAUAUUCCUGAUGAAGCUUUAAAUGAUACGGCAAUUUUUGGAUUACAGCUGGCGGCUUUGGACGGUCAAUUGAUUGGAGUCGAUUUACUGGACGAAGGGCUUUAUUUUGGAUUUGAUGGACCAGCUUUUAAGUUUCCCGCACAGAUUUGUAGUAUUGACGUCUUAAGACAAGCCUUAGAAAUUUUAUACUAUUUUAAGGAGAAAAUCAUCAAAAAAGCAAAAUAUUUACAUCAGAAUUCAGGCGAUAACAAGAUUACCAAUCUUCUACAUUCUGAAAAUAUUGAGAAGCCAAAUCACUUCAAAAUUAAUUAUAUCCGGAAAACUUAUUUUGAACCAAAACAACAAUCGUUAGCCAACGAAUCUAAAAAUUU